AUGUCUGCUACUGCAUUGAGAAUUGCUCCAAUUGCCUCCAGAACAUUCCAAAGAAGGUUGGGCUACUUGCUGGCUGGUGUUGCUACCGGUGCUGCUGCUACUGUUGCUUAUAAGGCUCAGAAGAACAACAACUACUACAAAUACAACAACAACAAUAACAACAACAGUGGCUUCAAGGCUGGUGCACUAGCUGCUGCUGCUGGUGUUGUUCACUUAGCUCAUGAAGAAGACAAGAAGACUGCUGACUACCAGAAAGUCUACAAUCUGAUUGCAGAGAGAUUGAGAGACGACGAUGAAUAUGACAACUAUAUUGGUUACGGUCCAGUAUUGGUCAGAUUAGCUUGGCACUCUUCUGGUACCUGGGACAAGAACGACAACACUGGUGGUUCUUAUGGUGGUACUUACAGAUACAAGAAGGAAAGCCAGGAUCCAUCCAAUGCUGGUCUAGAGAACGCAGCCAAGUUCUUGGAACCAGUAAAGAAGCAAUUCCCAUGGAUCUCUUAUGGUGACUUGUAUACCUUGGGUGGUGUUGUAGGUAUUCAAGAGCUUCAAGGUCCUAAGAUCCCAUGGAGAUCAGGUAGAACCGAUCUGCCAGAAGAUAUGACCCCAGACAAUGGUAGAUUACCAGAUGGUGACAAGGACGCAAACUACGUUAGAAACUUCUACAAGAGAUUGGAUUUUAACGACAGAGAAGUUGUCGCUCUAUUGGGUGCACAUGCUUUGGGUAAGACACAUUUGAAGAACUCUGGUUUUGAAGGCCCAUGGGGUGCUGCCAACAACAUCUUCACUAAUGAAUUCUACUUGAACUUGUUGAACGAGGACUGGAAACUAGAAAAGAAUGAUGCCGGUAACUUGCAAUAUAACUCUCCAAAGGGUUACAUGAUGUUGCCAACCGAUUACGCUUUGAUCCAAGACUCAAACUACUUGAAGAUUGUCAAGGAGUACGCUGCUGACCAAGAUGCUUUCUUCAGAGACUUCUCUAAGGCCUUUGCUGCUUUGUUAGAGAGAGGUAUUGAUUUCCCAAAGAACCAACCAGUUCACAUCUUCAAGACUUUAGAUGAACAAGGAUUGUAA
This is a messenger RNA of Nakaseomyces glabratus, 1074 nucleotides long. It is a transcript of the gene CCP1, whose product is annotated as cytochrome-c peroxidase. Lineage: Eukaryota; Fungi; Ascomycota; Saccharomycetes; Saccharomycetales; Saccharomycetaceae. The record is from RefSeq and is a predicted model, not a curated record. Gene Ontology annotation, biological process: response to reactive oxygen species; cellular response to oxidative stress; hydrogen peroxide catabolic process. Gene Ontology annotation, molecular function: peroxidase activity; heme binding.